AUGCCGUCAUUCAAUCCAUUCUCGACCGUCACGGGCAAGCAUGCCGCUUCCCUCUUUGAGAUCAGACUAGACAAUGACUUCAUAGUCUUUCGCGGAGGAGAGGAUGAAUCUGCCGGCCAGAUUCUCAAGGGUGUCGUGGUGCUCUGUCUGCCCACGCCGCUCAAGAUCGAAGACGUCCACCUCCGACUGACCGGCACCCUCCGAUUAUCGUGGGAUUACUCCAAGAGUGCCGCGUCUGGCGUAUCGAGCCAAAAAGUCGACAAGACCACCACCCUGCUCCAACACCGCUGGGCUCCGUUCGUCGGCGGAAACGGUGGCAAGAACACCAUCCUGCAAGCCGGCAACUAUGAGUGGCCGUUCGAAUACACCCUCCCCGGUAACACGGCCGAGAGCGUCGAAGGAAUCCCCGAAGCGAGCAUCACCUACAAGCUCAAGGCUACCGUUGCCCGCGGCAAGCUCGCCUACGAUCUGCACGCCUACAAGGCUCUGCGCAUCAUCCGCACCCUCGAACCCGCCGCGCUCGAGUUCCUCCACGCCAUGAGCGUCGAGAACAUCUGGCCGAACAAAGUCGAUUACUCCAUCAUCAUCCCGCAAAAGGCUGUCGUCUUCGGAGCCACUGUCCCCUUGCAGAUGCGUUUCACACCGCUGCUGAAGGGCCUCGAAAUGGGAGAGAUCUCCGUCAAGAUGCUCGAGAUCCGCGAGUGCACAUUACAGGGACCUACUGGCAACAUUUUCAAGGAGCACAGGACGGAAAGAGAAGUCUCCAACUGGAAGUUUGAGGUGGACAGGGACGAGCACUGGCACGACACCAUCGAGGACACUGGCCAGGAGGGCUGGUUGGUGGAGAAGAAGCUGAACCUCCCCAAGAGAUUGCGACAGUGCGUCCAAGAUCUCAACCACAACGGGAUCAAGGUGCGACACAAGCUUAAGCUUGUUGUUGCCCUCAAGAACCCCGAUGGUCACAUUUCAGAGUUGCGAGCCACGCUCCCUGUUUCCAUCUUCAUCUCUCCCAACAUGCCCCUCGAUGAGCAUGGUGUUCUCGUUGACCAGGCUCCUGGUACGGCACCAGCCGCAGAAGUCACUCGAAUUGCGCCUCCCGGUUAUGGCGAGCACCUUCUCGAUCAACUAUACGAAGAUGUCGAUAUGAGCGGUUUCCAGACCCCUGGCGUCCAGUCAGGCUUCAGCAGUCCUUUCUACGCCCAGUCCCGCGCUGGCUCUUCGGAAAACCUUGCGGCUCUCGCCAUGUCGAACGGACACGGCCAUGGCGUUGCUCCAGCCGCGCUGUCAUCCCGUCUCCAAAACGUGUCUCUCGAACCCUCUCAACGCAACACUUCCUUCAACUCUCUCAACGCCAUUACCGAGGAUGUGGCUUUCCCGACAUCAGCCCCGACCGGACACAGCUCACAAACGCAAUCUGCGGCGCUGACCCGCCACAACAGCGCAGAGGAGCAUCCCAACUCCCACUCCUCCGGCCGCAACUCGCCUGAGCAUCUCGACUUCCCCGACAUGGCCACCUUGAGCAAGGUUCCCAGCUACACCACGGCAAUCAGGACACCUGCUGCCCGUGUGAGAGGCCAGUCCGGCGAGGCGCUCCCUGACUACUUCUCUGCCAUGAGCGCACCAAACACGCCUCCUGCCAGUGACGUCCCCGUCGCGGAUCCCCUGAGCAUGAUUCCCGAGUCCCACGAGGCUGCCACCAGCGUCUGCUGCACGCGGUUCAAGGCGGUGAUGAUCGCAGGCUGCACCUUCUCCAAGGGCGCGAGCGAGUAUAUUGAGAUUUCUUACGAUAUGUUUCACUCUACUCUGAUUUGA
This is a messenger RNA of Colletotrichum karsti, 1812 nucleotides long. Its product is annotated as carbon catabolite repression protein. Gene Ontology annotation, cellular component: cytoplasm; plasma membrane; cytosol. Lineage: Eukaryota; Fungi; Ascomycota; Sordariomycetes; Glomerellales; Glomerellaceae. The record is from RefSeq and is a predicted model, not a curated record. Gene Ontology annotation, biological process: ubiquitin-dependent endocytosis. The transcript has 5 exons. Gene Ontology annotation, molecular function: ubiquitin protein ligase binding; protein-macromolecule adaptor activity. The coding region runs from base 1 to 1812 and encodes 603 amino acids.